Epinephelus moara (kelp grouper) is the source of this 3326-nucleotide messenger RNA. RefSeq names its product dual specificity protein phosphatase 13-like. The coding region runs from base 112 to 672 and encodes 186 amino acids. The record is from RefSeq and is a predicted model, not a curated record. Gene Ontology annotation, biological process: negative regulation of MAPK cascade; protein dephosphorylation. Gene Ontology annotation, cellular component: cytoplasm. Gene Ontology annotation, molecular function: protein tyrosine/serine/threonine phosphatase activity; MAP kinase phosphatase activity. NCBI's taxonomy places the organism in Eukaryota, Metazoa, Chordata, Actinopteri, Perciformes, Serranidae. The transcript has 3 exons.
GACAAACACCUGCUCGUACAGAUCAUCCUGCGCCGGAGUUGACGGGAACUGCUUUGAUACAACAAACAUUUGGACCGUAAUCGAUCCAAGACGUGGGGAUUUGGACUUAAAAUGUCAAACUUGAAAGGCAAAAGAAAAGAGUAUCUAAGUGUGAAGGAUCUGCAGAAGGUUUUGGACUCAUGUAAGCUUCAUCUCAGUCAAGUUGAUGAGGUCUGGCCGAAUAUUUACAUAGGAAAUUUGGCAGUAGCCCAAAACAAGACUGCCUUGCAGAAAUUAGGUAUAACUCAUGUAUUAAACGCUGCUCACUCCAAGCAAGGCAGCAUAGGGAACCAAAGCUUUUAUGGCAACAGCUUUGUGUAUUGUGGCAUUCCAGCAGAUGACUCGACACACUUUGAUCUGGAUGUUUACUUCCAGCCUGCAGCUGAUUUCAUUCAUAAGGCUCUGAAGUCACCUGAUGGGAAAGUUCUGGUGCACUGCAUCAUGGGAAUGAGCCGGUCAUCGACCUUGGUGUUAGCGUACCUCAUGAUCUACCAUCACCUCCCGCUCAAACAGGCUCUGCAGAAACUGAUCCAGAAGAGAGCAAUCUACCCCAACAGGAAUUUUCUGGCUUUGCUGUUGGAUCUGGAUCUCCAGCUGAUGAGAAAGAAGAAAAAAACAUGUCAGAUCUUGUAGUCAAGGGAAGAUGACAUUUUUCAGCCUACAUUUGUCUGUAGGGACGGUGGUGCUGGUCAGUUUGUUGGUCCAGACUCUAAUAUUUCUAAUGGACUGUCAUGCAAUUUGGUGCAGUUAAUGACUGAAUUUCUGUCAAACUCAGCUGUACUUUGACAUUAGCUAAUAUGUUGGCGUGUUAAACAUCAAAGGUCUAGUGUGUAGGAUUUAUUGCCAUCUAGUGGUGAGGUUGUAGAUUGCAACUGACUGAAACUUCUGUGCCAAGCAUGCAGGAGAACUACAGUGGCUGACGCAAAAACACAAAAGGCCCUCUGUAGAGCCAGUGCAUGGUUUGUCCGUCCUGGGCUACUGUAGAAACAACAUGGCGGACCUCAUGAAAAAGGACUCGCUCUGUUUGUAGAUAUAAAGCUGAUUCUAAGGUGACAAAAACAUGACAGUUCUUAGUUCCAGGUGAUUAUACACUAAUAAAAACAUAAUUAUUAAUAUAAUCUGCCACACUGGGCCUUUAAGAAAAAAACAAUAGUAAAGUUGCUCAUUUAACAUUUAUCUCACUCAGCCCUCAAUUUUUUAUUAGCAUGCUAAAAGCUGACAUGUUAAUUUAGCCAAUACAGUGGUUCCCAGCUGUUGGGUCGCGGUCCAAAAAUGGGUCGUGGGUCCACUCUGAAUGGACAGCUAUCUGACAGAGACAGCAAACUAGCUUGACAACAUAGCUAAACGCAACUAUGAUGCUGAAUAUAUUAAACUGUGGGGACCACAAACUAAUGUCUAACGCUGGACCAGUUGGGAACCACUGGCCUAAUAAUAUAUUUACAUGCUAAAAGUUAACAGAAGGAGGGGACUUCUAGCUAACCAGCUAACAUUAUGAGGCAGCAUAAUUAUACUAGCUGGCGUGUUAUCGUAAUGUAAAAAACUGACAAUUUUGCAGAACAGGACAGAUGACAGACGCCAGAUAGUGCGAGCUAGCGAAGGGGGGGUAUUGGGACAGGCCCUAAAUCUGCACACUCAUAACUAUUAACUAUUUUCAUUUAGCUUAUUAUCACUGUUUUAGCCCAUAUUACCUUUUUGAGGCUAUUGUUAAUAUUAGCAUGUUACACCAACAUGUUAAAGAUGUUAACAUACUAAACAUUAGAUGCUAAACUUUUGCAAAUUCACAUGCUAAUGUUGGCAUCCAGCAUUCACAAUACCAAUAGCAUGCUAACAGGUAUGAAUGUUCCACUGACAUUUAGCAUGUUAAUAUGUUAGCAUGUCAACCUUUAAAAUGCUAAUAAGAACUUAGGGCAGAGCAGCUACAAUGACUGUUUGUGUGCAACUUUCUCAUUUGCCUUUGUAUCUUAACAUCUUCCAUGCUAACAUGAUAUAGCUUAUUGUUAACAGCACAUUAACAUCAUGGUUAUCAUCCAGUAGGCUCAUUGUUAACGUGCAAUGGAGUAGGAUGGAAGUUAGCAUGCUAACACAAAUUAGCAUUCAGCUCAGUGUACAGCUGAGCCUAAGUGCAGUAAAGGUUUACAGAUGGCAUGUCUAACUCAUAGACUGUACGGUCAAACUGGAAGAAAACUGUGCCAAAUCUGACAAUGCAGAGAUGUGGCGAUAAAAACAUACAGUAGCUACAACAUGGCCUUACCUCUGGCGCCACCCUCAGACCAAGCUAUAUCUUGUCUUUCUAGUGGUAAAGAUCUCACACAGAAUUAGAGAGUUGUCUUUAAGUAAGAAUCCAGUUUUGUUGUCUGGUUUUUAAUAAGCUGCAUAACCUUCUUGUGGACCUGCCACCAUGACUAGGCUACAGACUUUUAUGUAUUUUUCUAUGUUUUUGGAGGUAGCGAUAUUAAAAACAAACUGUAUGUAUACUAGGACACAAUCGAAAACAAGAUGGUUCAUUUCAAGGGGUUUAUCUUAAUGAAUAAACUUGUACAGCAACAACAAAGAACUUCUUAACAAAAGACAGUUUGGAGACUUAAUGCAAUGCAAAGUGAAAACAGAGACUGAACAAUGAAUGCUAAUGAUAAGGAGAUUUUAAAGCUACAGUAUUUAUGUCUUUCCGUUACCUCUCAUUCUUGUCAGAUGUCUUUUUCUUCAGCACCUCACUUUGUAUUACAGCAAAAUGGACCAAAUGUCUUUUCUUUUUUUUUUGUAAACUCUGUAGAUGACUCAGAAAAGAUACUUGUUUCUGCAAUUCAAUGGCCAAACUCAAAAUGGGAAUCAAUCUCAUCCGUCUCUUUAACAAGACAAAACCCAUCAGUGUUCUCAGUGUGAAAUUCCUUUGGUGUAUUCGUCAAGCUAGUUGAGAUGAUCGUCGCUGUAGAUCAAAAGGUUUCAGAUCUUUUGAUUGUCUAUGAAAUCAUCUGUAAAAACAUUAGGAGCGUCAGACACAAAAAGACACACACGUCUAUUGUAGAGUAGUCUGACAGCAAUGAUUUUAGGAUGGUUCAUCAGUUGAUUGCAUACUUAAUAAAUAGUCAGUGUAACUUAUAUGUUUACAUGUGACAAAUGAAAAUUGACUGGGUUGACGGACCUUUUAGAAAUCAUUAUCUCCCAACAUGUGAUACACAGUUGGGGAUUUCUUUUAUGAAUAUUUUAUUUGGGUGCAAGAAACAGAAUACAAGGGUGUUUUGCAAAGAAUGAACUUUGCAUGAUAAAAAUAAAUGCUUGUAUUGUUUGUA